Diabrotica balteata is the source of this 1756-nucleotide messenger RNA. The record is from the annotation of a GenBank genome assembly. NCBI's taxonomy places the organism in Eukaryota, Metazoa, Arthropoda, Insecta, Coleoptera, Chrysomelidae.
CGAAAAUAUGAAUAUUUGGCAAUUUUGUUUUCUCGUCUCGUCUUGUUGCGGAUUGUCAUUUUGCUAACUUGUUCUUGUUCAGUUCAUGUUGAGUUGGUCUUAAGAAGGAAAUCUUCUGAGAAAGAGGUAACAGCUAUUGUUUGUUUAAGAAGUAAACAUCGAUAUAAACUGGUACCAUUCAAUUUUCCCCAACUCGAUAUUAAUUUGAACAUAAAUUAGCAACUGAUUAGUAGUAAUACAAAAAGUGGGCACAAAGAACCAAAUAUGGUGUUAGUUAUAUCUCAAGAAACUUUUGACGAUGCUGUUCGUGAAAAUAUUGAAGAUUUGGGAUUAUCACCAGAAGAAGCUUUGAGAGAAGCAGUGACCCAAUUUGAAUCCCAAGGCGUUGAUUUGAGUAACAUUAUUAAAGAACUUAGUCUAUCUUCUAAAGAAGCAGAGAAUAUUGGAGCUGAAGUGAACAAAUUGAAAACUUUAACCAAAGUAGAUACACCAGAUAAAGUUAUAAUGGACCAAAUGGAGAUAAUUAAAGUGGAAUGUGACAAGGGACUUUCAAAUAGAGUAGCAGUAGGAAAAGCUGGAGCAUACGAUGCAUUGUUGGACGUUCUUGAAGUAAAAAAAUCUUACAUAGUGGUUGAAAGAACUUGUCUAAAGACCUUAAUAGCACUAAUGACCAAGCAACCCGAUUUGUUAGAUGAUCGCGGAAUAAAAUUAAUGCUUACUUUCCUUACAAUUAAAACGGACUUUGAUCUGAAAAAGUUAACCUUAAGGUGGAUUAAAAGCUGCUGCGUUCUUCAUGAACACAACAGGCAGAACAUAUUCAACGCCCACGUUUUGGACAAACUAAAGGAAUUACUAAAUGACGGAAGCAGUGAUAUUUUAAGAGAAGUUUUAGCCGUUUGUCGAGCUCUAGUAUUGGAUGACGACAUUAGAGUGGAAUUCGGUAAUGCCCAUGAACAUGCACGAAUUAUUGCCAGUGAAAUUUUGUGCCCCUUGACUCAGUUAAUGACACGUUUUAAAGCAGAUGAACCUUUUAUUCACGACCUGAUGUUAACUGUAUCUACUUUAAUGGUCAGAACUGAAUUUUGUCAAAAAGUUCAAGAUGCCGGAGGAAUUGAAAUGAUUGGAGAAGUGAUGAACAAUUUUGCUGCUAAUGAGAAGAUCAUUAGACAAUGUUUUAAGCUAAUAAAGUCUCUAGCAGGAAAUGACACUUGCAAAGCUUACUUGAUAGAAAAAGGUUUGGCUCCCAUUAUUACAAACUCUUUAGCGGUUAAUAAGGUUAAUGCAUUAACAGCGGUAGCUGGUCUGAACGCUGUGGCAGCUUUGACUCUUAGAUCACCUGAAAAUAGUAAAGCACUUUUUAAAGCAGGUAUGCCAGCAGCUAUUACAGAAAUUAUGAAGAUAUAUCCAGAUGACAAACAAAUCCAUAAAGCUGGAAGCAGAGCUAUUAGAAAUAUGGUUUCACGUAGCAGAGACCAAAACCGAACGUUCAUAGACUUGGGAAUUGAAGAGAUUCUUCAAGCUGAUUUGAAAAAAUUCGAGGAUAUAGAUUAUGACAUUAAAGCCGCUCUCCGCGACUUAGGCUGUAACGUUAAACUUAAAGAAGAAUGGACUGGCAAAGGCGGUGCUCUUUCAACUGGAGGCACAGUUUCUUAAAGACUGUUUUUAUAUCGAAACCCGAUAGCUUUAUAAUUAUAUCGUUCAUACCAAGUGAUGAUUGCUAUAAUUUAUAAAUAGUAUAUAGUAUUGACCUUAAUAA